UAACUUCUUGCGCAUGGCUUUGAGCUUGUCUCGUUUUGACAGUCUUCCCACUAUGAAUGUUUGUGGUCAUUAUUACUUACUAAGUGGACUAAUGAGUAAAACCCGCCCCGCUCCCAUCUUGACAAGGCCCCGACCAGAAACCGGAAUGCAACUUGGAGUGGCCUAAUACGCAUAUUGAUGGGUUGGGCCACGCAACCUUGCCAGUUUUCGCUCUCGAACGAAGAUCAAAAUGUUUGAAGCGUUUAUCCAGUACCUCUCCGGGGUACUUGACCUGCCUGAUGACCAGGUCAGAUUCAUACCCCUGUUGUUGAUGGGGUAUCCACUGGCAUUGGUGCUGCGUCACAUCCUCCAUCCCUCCUGGACCUCUCUCCAUGUCAGACAUCUCUUCUCUUCUCUCUCUGGUCUCACCAUCGCCACCCUCUGCUAUGGCUGGCAGGUGUUAGCUUUGCUUGGACUUGUAGCAGUUGGAUACAUCAUCCUUCUUGUGGCACCACCACAGACUGUUCAUAGGUGGAGUAUGGGAUGGGCCGUAUUAUUCAUGAGUGCUGGAAAUAUGUACUACGGCGUAUGGAGUUUGAGUAUUCGUUGGGCAAUGAUGAUAAUGGUUCAAAAGCUUACUUAUGUAGGGUUUAGUAUACAUGAUGGAAUGGGAGGCAAUAGUAGGCCUCUGAAUAAAGACCAGGAGAAGCAGAAACUGACCUCUGUGCCGUCAGUCCUGGAGUACAUGAGCUACUGUUUCAACUUCCACAGUGUACUAGCUGGACCCUCAGUCACUAUGAGGGAGCAUCUGGACUUCAUGGAUGGCUCCAACUUCCGUGUAGUCUCUACUACCAGUAGCCGACAGUCAUCAGUGAGUGAUGUUGCUGUGUUUCAGCUUAUUAUCCAGUGUUGUCAAAGCUUCUGGUGUCAGUGUUCUUCUGUGUUCUCUAUUUCUCAUUGAUAGACUACAACUCACCGUUACCUAUUAUAGGUAUUAUUAUAGUGUAAUGUGUGAACUUUACCCUAUCACAGAUUCGUCCAUGAACAUAAUCCUGAAACUGUUGUGUUUCUCGCUGGUGUGCUUUGUUGUCCGUUGUCGGUUCUACUUUGUUUUCCUUCUCAACGACAGCAUCAGCAAUGCAGCUGGGCUAGGGUUCGAAGGUUAUGACGAACAAAACAGACCCAAGUGGGGACUGGCGUCCAAUAUUGAUAUACUGAGUAUAGAGCUCUCUAUGAAUCCCAGAAACUCAGUCAACUCGUGGAAUAUUACUAGCUCACGGUGGAUAAGAAGAGUGGUUUAUGAGAGAGUGUCAUGGAAUCCAACUCUGGCCAGCUUCUUGUUUUCGGCCUGGUGGCAUGGCUUCUAUCCUGGAUUCUAUCUCUGUUUUUUCACUGCUGGUCUCGGUUUAAUGGCAUCAAAGAAGAUGAGGAGGUGGUGUAACCCAUUCUUCACCGAUCAUGGUCCAGUAUUGAAGUGGACCUACCACAUAGCCACAUGGGUCCUCACUCACGUGUAUAUGACCUACAGUUCUUUAGCUGUUGUUCUGGUGUGGUUCCCUGCUGUCUGGACCUUCUGGAGUCACCACUACUUUGUUCCAACUGUGGCUGCUCUACUGGUACUGCUGUUGGUACCAUCCAGACAGUCUCAGAGACACAAGGACUCACAUGACGUGAAUGGAGAU
This is a messenger RNA of Geodia barretti, 1661 nucleotides long. The record is from the annotation of a GenBank genome assembly. NCBI's taxonomy places the organism in Eukaryota, Metazoa, Porifera, Demospongiae, Tetractinellida, Geodiidae.